GUAGCCCGCAAGCGUCAGAUCGAUCGUAACCUAGCAAGUAGCUAUGUCGUGACUGAGCAUGCUGCUAACGACCUUUGCAGGUCAAUCUAGAAGCAAACAUACAUGCCUUUGAGACUUCCUACCUCUCUGCUCAACCAGAUGCAUCCUCAUCGCUGCCUGCAUUCGGCAACAUCGUCAAAGGCUACGACGCCUACCUCAAACCGCCUGCAGCCAGCUCGAGCUCGAGUGCCAUGGCCGAUCGAAAACGCAACAGACUGAGCGGCAUACCCGCCCAGGACGUCAGAGAAGACGAAAGAUUAUUCAGUCGCUCGUCAGAUACGUACGAAAAGUCCCUCGAAUUCAAGCAGAGGGAAGCAGAGACAGCUUCUUCUGAAGAUGAGCGGCACCGUCGCAAGAAGUAGUCGCACCGACUUUGCGUGCCCGUGUUAUUGUUGUACAUUUGCUGUUGCACACGAGUUGAGAAAAGGACG
This is a messenger RNA of Mixia osmundae IAM 14324, 470 nucleotides long. RefSeq lists its product as uncharacterized. The record is from RefSeq and is a predicted model, not a curated record. Bases 231 to 401 code for a protein of 56 amino acids. NCBI's taxonomy places the organism in Eukaryota, Fungi, Basidiomycota, Mixiomycetes, Mixiales, Mixiaceae. The transcript has 2 exons.